This is a messenger RNA of Rosa rugosa (rugosa rose), 907 nucleotides long. RefSeq lists its product as uncharacterized. Lineage: Eukaryota; Viridiplantae; Streptophyta; Magnoliopsida; Rosales; Rosaceae. The record is from RefSeq and is a predicted model, not a curated record. The coding region runs from base 150 to 611 and encodes 153 amino acids. Gene Ontology annotation, biological process: intracellular sterol transport. Gene Ontology annotation, molecular function: sterol binding. The transcript is spliced from 4 exons.
GGCUUCUUGCUCAUGUUAUUGCACGUAACCCCUUUCCUUUCUUUGGCCUAUUUGACACCUAAUCCUCCUUUGUUCCCUCUUAGGUUUUCAGGACCCAUCUCUAUUUCCUACUUUUACUUGCGUUUCUGCUUAGAAGAAGGAAAAAGGCGAUGACUAGUGUGCUGGUUCACUUGGUUGUGCUGAGCUUCACCUCGUUCCUGCUCCUACCGUUUUCCCACUCUGCUGAUGUUAAGUACUGCGGUGCCAAAGAUGACUAUGCCGUGAAGGUCCAGGGAGUCAAGAUAUCGCCUGACCCAGUGGUGAGAGGCAAGGCAGCUACCUUCAACAUCUCAGCCACAACAGGUCAAGCCAUCUCAGGUGGGAAAGUGGUGAUUGAAGUUUACUAUUUUGGGGUGCGUGUACAUACAGAAACUCAUGACCUUUGUGAGGAGCUUUCCUGUCCUGUCUCAGCAGGCAACUUCGUACUCUCUCAUACUCAAACUUUACCUGGGAUCACUCCGCCGGGCUCAUACAAUCUUAGGAUGACAAUUGAGGAUAAUCAUAACCACAAGUUGUCUUGCAUCAGUUUCAACUUCAAAAUUAUCUUCGGAUCUCUGGUCUCUGCUAGUUGAGCACCGACUUGCCAGUACACCAUGUAAUUGAUCAUAUAAGCAUAAUCUCUAGUCUAGUGGAUGUGUAGUUCAUGAGUACUGCAUGCUCUUGUAUAAAUAAAAUAAAAAUGCACAGGAGAGUGAAGUGAGUGCUGUGUUCCCUUUGCCGUACAUUCAUGGUGUUUGUAAAUUAUACCACUGCCUAUUAUUGCUAGUAUAUAUGGCAAAGGAACUUAAGAAAAUCUGUAAAAGCAACCCGAGUCAUGAAUCUUCUGUUUUUCCAUUUAUUUGAGCAGGACCCCAUUUAAUUAGUUUCA